Messenger RNA from Engraulis encrasicolus (European anchovy), 967 nucleotides. It is a transcript of the gene gpr12, whose product is annotated as G protein-coupled receptor 12. Gene Ontology annotation, cellular component: cytoplasm; plasma membrane. The coding region runs from base 17 to 967 and encodes 316 amino acids. The transcript has 2 exons. Gene Ontology annotation, biological process: regulation of metabolic process; adenylate cyclase-activating G protein-coupled receptor signaling pathway. Lineage: Eukaryota; Metazoa; Chordata; Actinopteri; Clupeiformes; Engraulidae. Gene Ontology annotation, molecular function: G protein-coupled receptor activity. The record is from RefSeq and is a predicted model, not a curated record.
CAGCAGCGGCGGGGGGAUGGGCGGCGGCCUGGAGAACGGCACCUACCCCCCGUCGCCUGCCCUGCCCCCCGGCUACCCUCCGCUCCUGGUGAACCCCUGGGACAUCGUGCUGUGCUCCUCGGGGACGCUGAUCGCCUGCGAGAACGCCCUGGUGGUGCUGGUCAUCUGGCAGAACCCGGCCCUGCGUGCCCCCAUGUUCCUGCUGAUCGGCAGCCUGGCGCUGGCGGACCUGCUGGCCGGGCUGGGCCUGGUGCUGCACUUCACCUUCGCCUACCUGCUGCGCUCCGACUCGGCCCAGCUGCUCACCGUGGGCCUGGUGGUGGCCUCCUUCUCCGCCUCCGUCUUCAGCCUGCUGGCCAUCACCAUCGACCGCUACCUGUCGCUCUACUACGCGCUGACGUACAACUCGGAGCGCACGGCGGCGUUCACGUACACCAUGCUGGUGCUGCUGUGGGGGCUGUCCCUGUGCCUGGGGCUGCUGCCCGUAACGGGGGUCAACUGCCUGGGCGCGGAGGCCAGCUGCAGCGUGGUGCGCCCGCUCACCAAGAACAACGUGGUCGUGCUCUCCAUCUCCUUCCUGCUGCUGUUUGGCCUCAUGCUGCAGCUCUACGUGCAGAUCUGCAAGAUCGUGAUGCGCCACGCGCACCAGAUCGCCCUGCAGCACCACUUCCUGGCCGCCUCGCCGCACUACGUCACCACGCGAAAGGGCGUGUCCACGCUGGCGCUGAUCCUGGGCACCUUUGCGGCGUGCUGGAUGCCGUUCACCGUCUACUCGCUGGUGGCGGACUACACCUACCCGCAGCUCUACACCUACGCCACACUGGUGCCCGCCACCUACAACUCCGUCAUCAACCCUGUGAUCUACGCCUUCCGCAACCAGGAGAUCCAGAAGGCCCUCUGGCUUGUCUGCUGCGGCUGCGUGCCCGCCAGCGUGGCGCACAGGGCCCGCACGCCCAGUGACGUCUGA